AUGGACGCCGGGGCGCUGAAGAGUCGCGGGAACGAGCUGUACCAGAGAGGUAAGUUCGGUGCCGCCAUCGAGGCGUACACGGAGGCGAUCACGUGUGACCCGCGAUGGACGGCUCUGUACGUCAACCGCGCGCUGUGCCAUAUGAAGAAGCGAGAAUGGUCGUGCGUGAAGAGAGACUGCGAGACGGCGCUGCACUUCGAUCGAAACAACGUCAAGGCGCUGUACAUGUUAGGACUGGCGCUCAUCGCCGAUAAGAAGUUCACGGAUGCCGCUAAAUCGCUCACGAGAGCGCUGGAGGAGGCGAGAGAGAGCGGAGACGUGAUUCAGGAUGACGUGUGGCGAGAGCUCGCGCGGGCGAAAUAUUUAGAAUGGGAGCUGCUUGCGAGCGAUCGAGAUCGAAGGUACUCAAACUUGGAAAGUAGCGUGAGAGCAAUAUGGUCGAGUCUCGGGGCGGAGAACGCGGAUACGAUGCGAGAGGUGAUGUCGUGCGCCAGGGCACCCGACGAUCGGUCGAGCGAACCGCCGGACGCGUUCUGCUGCAAGUUGACUUUUGAGGUGUUUCGGGAUCCCGUGAUCGCCCCGAGUGGACACAGUUACGAGAAGUUUGCGAUUUUACAGCACCUCAAGAUCUCAAAGUUUGAUCCCAUCACGAGAGAGCCAUUGAAACCGGAGCAGUUGAUACCAAACGUGAACUUACGCAACGCGGCGCACGCCUGGUUAUCAAACCAUGCUUGGGCCUUCGCAGACAUCGUUCGACCUAAUGCACCCUUAGAAUAG
Ostreococcus tauri is the source of this 777-nucleotide messenger RNA. RefSeq names its product Tetratricopeptide repeat. The coding region runs from base 1 to 777 and encodes 258 amino acids. Gene Ontology annotation, molecular function: protein-folding chaperone binding; ubiquitin protein ligase activity. The transcript has a single exon. Lineage: Eukaryota; Viridiplantae; Chlorophyta; Mamiellophyceae; Mamiellales; Bathycoccaceae. Gene Ontology annotation, biological process: proteasome-mediated ubiquitin-dependent protein catabolic process; cellular response to misfolded protein; protein polyubiquitination. Gene Ontology annotation, cellular component: cytoplasm. The record is from RefSeq and is a predicted model, not a curated record.